CAAAACUCUUCUACCAUGCUAUGCUAUGAAACUAAUUUGAUUCAAAGUAAAAAAUGAAAAAUUGUUUUCAAAAAUAGAAAUUAGUGAUUUUAUAGAAAAAUUACUAUUGUUUUUUUGUUUCUAAAAACAAAAAUCAAAAUGUCAGAUGAGGCAUAUAUACCUUAGCAAAUUUAAGUGGUUUCUUCACAUUGUAUUCAUGCCCGAAAGUCUAUCACAAGUUUCUUGCAAUCUUCUUCCACAAACCUGUAGAUUUGACAAACAAUUUGAUACAUGUGGUCCAACAUAUGUGCCUAUAAAUUUCCUUACCUUCCUCUCAAUUUUUCAUCCAAGCAACAAAGCUCAAUGGCACACCACUCUCUCCUUUCAUUAGCCCUCCUCAGCUUUUUCUUUCUUGCCUCCAUCUCCAACACUAAUGCAGGUACAAUAACAGUCUACUGGGGCCAAAAUGGGAACGAGGGCAGCUUGGCUGAUACCUGCUCCUCAGGCUAUUAUGGAAUUGUCAAUAUUGCUUUCUUGGUUGUUUUUGGCAAUAACCAGACUCCGCAGCUGAAUCUAGCUGGCCAUUGUGACCCGACUUCUAGUGGUUGCACAUGGUUGAGUGAUGACAUUAGAGCAUGCCAGGAUCAAGGCAUCAAGGUGUUGCUUUCCAUCGGAGGUGCCUCGGGAAGCUAUACUUUGAUCUCUGCAGAGGAUGCCAGGGAAGUUGCAAAUUACCUAUGGAACAAUUUUCUCGGGGGCCAAUCAAGCUCACGACCGUUAGGAGAUGCUGUUCUAGAUGGGAUUGAUUUUGACAUUGAAGGAGGCACAACCCAGCACUGGGAUGAACUAGCCAAGGCCUUGUCGGAGUUCAGCGGGCAGAGGAAGGUGUACCUAUCAGCAGCUCCACAGUGCCCAUUUCCGGAUGCAUGGAUGGGCACUGCCAUUGCCACAGGCCUAUUCGACUAUGUUUGGGUCCAAUUCUACAACAAUCCCCCCUGCCAAUACUCCGGCAACGCCGACAACCUUAUCAACUCCUGGAACCAAUGGACCACGAUUGAAGCUGGUCAAGUAUUUUUGGGGUUGCCUGCAGCCUCAGCAGCAGUCGGAUCUGGCUACAUCGAACCAGACGUGCUUGUCUCCCAGGUCCUGCCGUCCAUCAAGACUUCCCCCAAGUAUGGAGGUGUCAUGCUUUGGUCUAGAUAUUAUGAUAAUGGCUAUAGUGCAGCCAUUCUGUCCAGUGUUUGAAGUCUUGUCUUCCUAAUAUGGUCACAAAAAUGAGCUUUGAUACUUUCUGAAACUUGAAUGAAAUAUAAAUUUUCUGCUGUGAUGAUUA
This is a messenger RNA of Vitis riparia (riverbank grape), 1312 nucleotides long. RefSeq names its product acidic endochitinase-like. NCBI's taxonomy places the organism in Eukaryota, Viridiplantae, Streptophyta, Magnoliopsida, Vitales, Vitaceae. Gene Ontology annotation, biological process: carbohydrate metabolic process. The record is from RefSeq and is a predicted model, not a curated record. Gene Ontology annotation, molecular function: chitinase activity. The transcript has 2 exons. The coding region runs from base 271 to 1224 and encodes 317 amino acids. Gene Ontology annotation, cellular component: extracellular region.